AUGGCGUCUGACGAAGCGAAGCCCGUGUUGACCAAGGAGGAGAAGGCGGCUAAGAAGGCGGCUAAGCUGGCGAAGAAACUGGCCAAGGAGCAGGCCAAGGCUGAGGGAUCCGACUCGAGCGUCAAGAAGGAGAAAAAGCAAAAGAAGGAGAAAAAGGAGAAGAAAGAGAAGAAAAGCAAAAAGCGCAGUCGUGAGGCUGACGAGGAGAACAACGAUACCGACCCGGCUGAGGAGACGGGCGAGAGUGAAGUGGAGGCACCCGCGGCCAAGAAGGCCAAAAACGAGAAUGCCACUCACGUGGGUGGCGAGGAGAACCCGUCGCUCGACAACUUCCGCAUCUGCGACGAAACUAAGAAGAACCUUCAGGCCCGUGGCAUCCACACGCUCUUCCCAAUUCAGGCCAUGACCUUCGACAAGAUCGUGGACGGUAAGGACCUCAUGGGCCGCGCUCGUACGGGUAUGGGCAAGACUCUGGCCUUCGCGCUGCCAGUGAUUGAGCUUCUACUUCAAGACAAGCGGCCGCGCGCGCGUGGUCGUGCUCCUCGCGUGGUAUGCAUGGCUCCUACACGUGAGCUGGCCAAACAGGUGGCCACCGAGUUCGAGUUGACGGGUCCGUCGUUGAGUACCGUCUGCAUCUAUGGUGGAGCUUCCUAUCAGUCGCAGAACAACGCGUUCCGUAGCGGUGUAGACAUUCUAGUGGGUACAACUGGCCGCGUUAUUGACCACAUUGACCGUGGCAACCUUCGUCUGCACAACUGCGAGUUCCUCAUCCUUGAUGAGGCCGAUACGAUGCUGGAAAUGGGAUUCCGUGAGGACGUUCAGAAGGUUUUCACGGCCAUGGAUCAGGUCAAGAACGAGAGCACCGGUAAACGCCAGACGCUGCUGUUCUCUGCUACGAUCCCCAAGUGGGUGAAGGAUGUGGCCGACAAGUACAUGAAGAAGGCCGAGUACGUCAACCUGGUCAAGGACUCGGACGACCAGGCGUCUACUGACGUGCAGCACAUUGCCAUCCCGUGUCACUGGCAGGGCCGGCCGACUUUGCUGGCCAACUUGCUCGGUGUGUAUGCUAAGAAGGACUCUCGUACGAUCAUCUUCGCUGAGACCAAGAAGGAUUGCAACGAGCUAGCUGUACACCCUGAGAUCAAGACGGAUUGUCAGGUUCUGCACGGUGAUAUCGCCCAGGAACAGCGUGAGACCACCAUGAAGGCUUUCCGUGAAGGCCGUCUGCGUCUACUCAUUGCUACAGAUGUGGCCGCCCGUGGGCUGGACAUGAACGUGGACCUGGUGAUCAACUCGGAGCCUCCUCGUAAGAUGUCGGGUAUGGCCGACGUUGACACGUACGUGCACCGUUCUGGCCGAACGGGCCGUGCUGGUAAGAAGGGUAUCUGUAUUACUCUGUACACGAACCGCCAGCGUGAUCAGCUCAACCAGAUUGAGCGCAAGAUUGGCAACAAGUUCAUCAUGAAGGGUCCACCUGACCAGGAGGACUUGAUCAAGGCAUCAGCUGCAAAGGCGUUGAAGGAGAUCGACAAUGUGGACCCGUCCAUGAUUGAAAUCUUCCAGGAGAAGGCGAGGGAGCUGCUUGAGACGAUGGAGCCGGAGAAGUGUCUGGCCGCUGCGUUGGCCUGCAUUACGGGCCACACGAAGCCUCCUCGUCGCACGUCGCUUAUGUCUGGUGUCCCUGACUACGUGACGGUGUUGUUCACAAGCUCCAACUUCAUCCGAGCCAAGGGCUACGUAUGGAACGCUGUGAACCGCGACAUUCCGGAGGAAAUCUCGAAGGAUAUCAAGCAGAUGACUCUGACCGAGGACGCGAUGGGUGCGUGCUUUGACCUGCCGAUUGCCGGCCUGGAACUUCUGGAGACGCAGAUGGAGGAAAGCGGCAUGAACUGCCCGUACUCGAUCCCCAAGACGUUGCCAAAGCUGCAGCAGUCAGCGUACCAGAUGCGUCCACAGAGCUACGGCGGCCGAGGUGGUGGCCGUGGUGCAGGUCGUGGCCGAGGUGGCCGUGGCCGUGGAGGCGGUGGCCGUGGACGCCGGUACUAA
This is a messenger RNA of Phytophthora infestans T30-4, 2046 nucleotides long. RefSeq names its product DEAD/DEAH box RNA helicase, putative. Gene Ontology annotation, molecular function: RNA binding; ATP binding; RNA helicase activity. The transcript has a single exon. The coding region runs from base 1 to 2046 and encodes 681 amino acids. The record is from RefSeq and is a predicted model, not a curated record. Lineage: Eukaryota; Oomycota; Peronosporomycetes; Peronosporales; Peronosporaceae.